This is a messenger RNA of Closterium sp. Yama58-4, 1920 nucleotides long. Lineage: Eukaryota; Viridiplantae; Streptophyta; Zygnematophyceae; Desmidiales; Closteriaceae. The record is from the annotation of a GenBank genome assembly.
AUGGGCCUCUCCUCGCUCGCGGAUCUCGAGGUGCUUGCUUUCAACGACCACGCCCUGGGCCCCCCUUCUUUGCCAUGCUCCCCCUCAAUUCUUGCUUACCCUCAAUUCUUGCUUACCCUUAACCGUUACUUCCUCCCCUCAAUCCCUGCUUUUCCCCACCCCUGCUUCCCCCUUCUCCCCUGCUUCCCCCCCCCACCCCUGCUUCCCCCACCCCUGCUUCCCCUCAACCCCUGCGCUCACCUGUUGCCCCCCACCAGGCGACGUGUUCUCAUCAGUGGCGGGCCUCACCUUCCGCUGGACCCUCACGCCCCUCGGCUCGCCCCUCCCCGUCCACCGCCAACCUGCGGCCUCCUCUGCGCCACGUGGCGACCAGGCAUUGGAGCACCGCCUGCAGCACGUGCCCCUGGAGGAAGCGGCGCUGCUGCUGGCAGGCGGAGAGGAGGGGCGCGCGCGCCAGGGACGACCUGGGGGAGCGAAGGCAGGAGAGUAUGGAGAGGGACGGUUGUCAAAGAAGGCCGAAUACAGCCGGGAGGUAGCAGCAGGAGCAAGGCGUCAGCAGUGCAGUGGGUCAUCAUGCGCCUCAUCCUCAUAUCGCCCGCCUCUGAUCCUGUGCCCGCAUAUGUGUCUGUGUAUCCAUCACCCAAUCAGGUGGAGCGGUCAGACGUGUAUGUGGUGAGGGGUGUGGCGCCGGGGCAGGAGAAGGUCUCCGUGCAGCUCAUGGACGCUGAUGUCACCGCCGCAGGAGCAGCAGCAGCAGGGGGUGCAGCAGCACUGCCAUCGGAUGCCAUAACGCUGACGGUCGCCCGUACUGCCCACCCCUCGCCCUCCUGCACCUUGCCCCUCGCCUGCCCCCUUUCUCUUCCCACCCCUCCCGUCCCGUUUUGCCCACCCUCCGCUCCCUCCCCUGUCCACCCUCCUCUCCCCCUCAUCAUGCUGUUUCUUUCUGCUGCCGCGCGUCCCCUUCCCUUCAUCACCCUCUUUUCCCCCUCUCCCGUGUCACCCCCAUCCCAACUUCCUUCCCCCAUCCUUCCAGCGGUGCAGCUGCCCUCCCCCAGCUACGCGUGGGCAACAGCCAACGCAUCAGUGGCCUCGGUGCACCCCUCCCAGGGCGUGGUGACAGCCCUCGCCCAGGGCGCCACCACGCUCACCGCCACUGACGUGCGUGUCGCCGACCACCACCAGGCCGUCUCCAUCCACGUCGUCACGCCUGGCCAUGUCAAGAUCUUCCUCGCACCGCUGGCGCCUCUCCCAGGGGGGAAUGGGGGCACCGGUGGCGAGGGGGAGGUGUGUUCUGGAGCAGGUGCAGCUGGGGGAGGGGGUCUGCCUGGGGCUGUAGCCUGCAGGGCUGUGGCGGAGCCUGUGGCCAGUGGGGGGGACACGUGGCACCUUGUGGUUGGUCGGGAGUACGCUCUCUGGGUGCAGGUGUUUUCCCAUGGCUGGCCCAGCCGGCCCGUGCUGCUCACACAGGCGGACACACUGCUGCUGCGCUUCGACCACCCACCCCUCUGGUCUGUCGUUGGGGAGGAUGCUGCUGCGGUUGCCUCCCUACCGGCACAGGCGCCUCCUGCUUUGGAGGGGGGAGGGGGUGGUGGGGAGGAGAGGAGCAGGGUGGUUGUGGUGCGAGGGGGGCAGCAGGGGCAGGGCGAGGUGCAGGCUGAGCUGCGGUACCGAGAGGUGCAGAGCGGUGGGAAGGGGCGGGAGGAGAAGGUGGUGGCGGUGCAGGCGAUUCGUGUGUGCGACCCCGUGCUGGUGCACCUGCCCUCCCCCACAACCCCCGCCUCUUCUUCAUCUCCUCCUCCUGUGGACCCUGUCCACGUGGUACACCUGCCGUGGGUGCCGCAGCUUGACUCUGCGCCACCACCGCUGCGGCAGCACCUGCGGCUGCUGGCGUCGGGAGGUGAGCAGAGUCAUGCACUGUGA